AUGGAUGAAAACCAGGACCACGACGACGGUGCCACCGGUCAGACUGAUCCCCAGUCUUCGACUUACGCGAACCCCUUCCAGACCCCAACCCAACCUAGCAUACCAGCCUGGAUGCUCGCGAGGAACAACUCGGUACACGCGCCUAUCUUUGGACAGCCAUCAUCUCAGACGAGCCGCAAGUUGCCCGUCUCGUCCACACCCAACUUCAAAGCCACAACCAGCCAGUCUCCUUUCACGCGCCUCCAAGCUCGCGGCGUGGGUAGUGACCCAAAGGUCCUUUCGCCACCGCCUCGCCCUCGGCCAUCGAUCGACCUGGACAAGCUCGACGAUGACCAAGCUCUUGAGCUGCUGCUGAUGAAGAACGAAACCGUCGCCAGACUGUUCCAGAAUGCUUGCAUCACUCGCGUCGAGGAGCACAAACAGAAGCUGGAGCACGCGUACAAUCAGCGCUUGCUGGAGCUGGAGGAAUACACUCGAAGCUGGCGGGAUGCCACCAAGGAAAUCUGGACCGCCGUCAGAAACGGAAAAUUUGAAAUCGACCAAGAUCAGCAAGAGAUUUUGCAUUGGCCUGGUCCACAGGAGACUGGACGUGGUUUCAAUCCAGAGUUUCACAUGGUGCCCCGAGAGGUGCCCCGAGACGCACUCAAAGAGGAGUCUGAUUCGGGUGCAAGAGCAAUGUGCGUCGAUGUCAAGCUCUCGGAGCUUGCUCGCUCGGAAUCACAAGUCAAAUGCCAAGAAUGGAUUCACGACAAAAGGGGUCUUGAUUCCAGAUUCCGGCCCUUACGCAUGGAUUUCCAAAAAGUUGCAAAAGUGCACACGCGCGAACAGCUCAUAUUCAGGACGACGGACGAGCACGGUGACCCUGAGUACCGCCCGCUUAUGGCAAUUCAUACAAUCUUGACUAAUUUCGCGCACAAGCAUUGUAUUUUCAUUGAGUUGUCCCCAGAAAAUGUUACGAUCCUUGGGAAAGCGUUCUGCUACCUCAAAGAUAGGAGGGAUCAUUGCUUUCUGCAGGUCAUUCCCACUACCGACCUCGGGAUUGGACCCGGGAACGCAGAGCGUUUCUACAAAUAUUUCUCGGCCAAGCCUGCAGAAACGCAAAUCUCUCAGUUGAUCAUCUCGAAGAAGCAGGGGAAGGGGCAGGCUGCUCUUCAAAGACAUGUUUCUCAGAUUCACCAAGUUCGACGCAACUUGUUGAUCGGGCGACCCUGCUUCGACAAGGGCGGCAGAAUCUAUGCCGCUGACUUCUUUGAUGUAGGAAGUGAUAUGCGCACAACUAGUCUGGGUGGUAAAAAAGAUAUCAUUCUGUUUGAAGACAGGACCACACUCGACCAAAUUGCCCAAUUGCUUCGUUUCAGCUUCACAGUUGCGUUACUGUUCCAGCGGACACUUGCCCUUAGUCAUGGACUGAAGCACCUGGAGGAAGGCUUUCGCCGAAUUUCCCCUCCAUCUCAGACUCAGCGUGAUUGGCUGGCAAUGGGAGGAGAGCCCGGAGAAGUGCGCUCUCUCUCGCCUGCAAUGGAACGUGAUACACCUGUAAUCAGUCGACAUCUAGCACUUCGUAUGGAGGCAAGUGUACUGCCCGUGGAGCUCAGCAAGCAAGAGAUCAUUGACAUCCACUCGGAUGGUAGCGAAGGCAGUGAUCUAAUUAUGCUUGACGGGCAUCCGAAGAGUGUUGCUUUUGGCCGCCGAGAGAAACAUGACCUGCCUGAAGUCAAUCACGAGGAUCGUUUAUGUUUAGCGAAGAGACCGAAGCUUUUAGCUCCUGAGCCUUCCACUAGGGUUGGCGGGCAGCUAUCCCACAAUACCUCGGAUAACUUGGCACUUGACGGCUCGUCUGAUGCUCAACUGGGACCCUCCACGAGGGCCAGAGAGAUUACUCGGAAACACCUUGGCAGACUCAGGUCUGGUCUAAAGCAACUUCAGGACACCUUAGAAUCCGCAAAGCACCAUGCUGAUGUGAAGGAUCUGGAGGCGAAGAUCACGCACCAAAAGGCCCAAAUCAGCCGUUUUGAGCGUAAAUUGGAUGCCCAGCUGCUGAAGAACGACGAGGAAACAAAUACUACCGAUCGAGAAAAGCAUCUGGUCUCGCCAUCUACAAUCAUCGCGGCUGAGUCGCCACCCUCGAGCAAGCGAGUUUCUGUUGCCGCUUUUGGCCCACUCCCGCCGCCCAGUGCAUUUACCGCCAGGGAACUUCACCAGCUUCGGAAACAGCUCGAAAAAAUUGAGAAGCAUCUCCAGGACAGUGACGGUCGACUCGAAGAGAGCACUGUCGGAGGCCAGAUCGAGAAGAUUGAAAAGUUGCGAAACAAGGUGCGGCGAUUCGAAAAUAUCCUCGAAGCCCAGCAUCAGAUCGAGGCACAGCAACAAGACGGCCAUUACCAGAGCCACGAAGCACUCGCAGUAUCGUUUGGUGUCUCUAGCCAGGACGCACCUUCUUUGGAAAGCUCCAAGCCGCUUUUUACGGAAUCAAAGGACUCCCCGGACACCACAAUGACAUUGAAGCGACCGAGCGGAAGUGCAGCGCUGGAGGGAAAGGGAAAGCUCAAGGCCGAGGAACAGAUGAAGACCAAUACUGCCAAGCCUAAUGAGAAGCCAAUCGAGAAUGAGGAUGAGUACAUGGAUAGGAUGAUUAAGGAAAUGGAAGCGGAAGACAGACGCCGGGAAGAGGAGCAGCUAAGGAUUAUGGUCAAGAAGCAGGCCAAGAAGCAGGUCAAGAAACAGACAAAUACCGAUGCUGUGAAGGCUGAUGAGAAGCCAAUCGAGACUGAGGAUGAGUACAUGGAAAGGAUGAUCAGAGAAAUGGAAGAGGAGGACAGACGCCGUGAAGUUGAGCAGGCAAAGCCCAAGGCCAGAAAGCAAGCCGAAAAUGAGGCCACGAAAGCGACGGCCGAAGCACAACGUCUCACGGACGCUGCCGUAAACGACGCCAAGCUGGGAGAGCAGAUGGAACGCCCCGAAGUGGAAAAGGAGAAGGCUCGUGAAACGGAGCGCCUGGAUGACGUUCAAUCUCUUCGAUCAGCCGACGAGAGUGGUGCCUUCGAAGCUUCGGGAGCGCUCAAGCAGGUUUCUUGCCAAGUUCCCACUGAACCGAAAGCGCUCCGCAGGGUGCCCACAGAGCCGAAGGCUACGAGUAUGGCGACACCUCAUCUACAGAAGUCUAGUCAGAAGUGGCACAAUGGUCCUCAUGCUGUUUCAGUCGGCCCUCAACAACAGACCUUGCAAAACGAACCAUGGUUCAAUGCCAGGCCCGCAAACUCUCCUUCGUGGUCAACCACGGCCAACGCAUCAGACGGUUCCAUUCAUAGUGACAGCGCUGUUCUUCAGGCUGAUGACGACUUCCAACAGCCUCUUCGCGCUGUGGCAAGCUCACCACCGCCAAUUCGUCAUGAUGACCCCUUUGAAACGAUCGAUUGGCGUCACAUAGUUGGUAUUGACCAGCCUCUUGGACCAAGCGGCUCUGCAGCGGAUUCAGUGAUUGUGAGUCCUGAUCGUGUAGCUGAGCCGAAUAUCAUUUUCAGUGAUUCUAGCUUUGAUCUGCAUGCUUACCCGCAAAAGGUCACUCAAUCUGCCCACUCAGCUCAUGGCAAUGCUGGUAUGGAGGAGGAGAAAUAA
Molecule: messenger RNA, 3615 nt
Organism: Diaporthe amygdali
Lineage: Eukaryota; Fungi; Ascomycota; Sordariomycetes; Diaporthales; Diaporthaceae
Exons: 5
Coding region: 1-3615 (1204 amino acids)
Source: RefSeq, a predicted model, not a curated record